AUGUCGGAGGCACCAACCUUGAGCACGCCCCCCAACAUCCCUUGCCAAAGCACUAACACGAGCCCUGGUAAUGAAAAUGGAAUCCCAGAGGACAAAGUUCGCAAUUUUGUUUCACAGCUCCUGGAUUCGCUCAUCGAUGAGCUAAUGGGAGUUGACGGAUGCCCAUCAAUCACUCUAAAACGACGCUCGAAUCAUUCCCACUUCUCGCUGAAUCCGGAAACAGGAGCUUUGCAACGUGACACUACCGAACCUUCAUGCACUUAUUCAUGGCCAGGUAAAACUGCACAGGAGGCCUGGCGCUUUGGUGCGUUUCUCCCGACCCGAUGCUGUGCUCUGUUCACAUAUUUUCACGAGUUUAAUAUUUCAUUCCUUUCGUAUCACCCAGCGGUUCUCUUGCGGAUCCUUGGCCAUAUAUCAGAGGCCAUCCGAGGCGACUUCAUUAGCUCGAAGCGGGAUAUCUAUUAUCUUGACCCGGUAUGCUUUGGGUCCCAGAGUGUGGUGGAUCGAUGCAUCGACGACAUUGCUUGUACGAUUGGUGUCGACAGGACAGCAUUACACGUGGCAGCAGCAGCAAAAGGGGUUGUGGUUGGAACCUUCAAUGUCACACUAAAUGACGAUUCCAUGAUCGAUUUGGCCGUUCAUGCUGAGGGGAAGGGGUAUCCAGACAUCAGCACCCGUGCGUUUCUCCAUUUAUUAUCCCGAGUCCCACCAUCAGCAUCAGGAGCACUGCCAUUCCGUCAACCUCCUAUAUUCAUGCUUGUGGAUGGUGACCCAGACGGCAUGGCUAUCAUGUCAACCUAUAAAUACGGCUCAAGAGCGCAAGCACAUGAUAACACCAAUCUUGCAGUCCAUAAUGUGCAGUGGCUCGGUCUGCAGGCGUCAGAACUAGUUCCUUCAAGCCUUGAAAUACAGGGCGAUGAUGCUCUAAUACCGCUGACCUCGAGGGAUAGGAAGAAGGCCCAGGACAUGUUAGGGCGGAGCCCGGUUUUCGCAGAGGAUGGGCCGGAACCGACCUGGAGGCGGGAGCUGCAGCAUAUGCUUAUGACCAAUGUGAAGGCGGAGAUUGAGAUGUUGUACGAACGGGAAGGGGGCAUUGAGACAUGGCUAGACCAUAAGCUGCAGACAUUGAUCUGA
Molecule: messenger RNA, 1134 nt
Organism: Histoplasma capsulatum G186AR
Lineage: Eukaryota; Fungi; Ascomycota; Eurotiomycetes; Onygenales; Ajellomycetaceae
Product: meiotic recombination protein spo11
Exons: 3
Coding region: 1-1134 (377 amino acids)
Biological process (GO): meiotic DNA double-strand break formation; reciprocal meiotic recombination; meiotic DNA double-strand break processing
Cellular component (GO): nuclear chromosome
Molecular function (GO): ATP binding; DNA binding; DNA topoisomerase type II (double strand cut, ATP-hydrolyzing) activity
Source: RefSeq, a predicted model, not a curated record